AGUGAGAUAGAAGAUGAACUCAGCUGAAAUCACUGAUGAUGAUGAAGUAGAAAUUCCUAAAAAAGAUAUUGUGAAAGUAGAGACAGAAAACGAAGAUGAAGCCCUAGACUGCUCGCUGACGUCCAGAUCUUCGGAGAAAUCCUCACUGGAUGGUGCCGUUUCCUGCGUGCAGGAAUCCAACAAGCGGAAACAGGCCCCGCUCGGCUGCGACGGCGCAGGGAGCCAGCAGGAUGUCGUAUCCGGCGUGAAGAAAAGGCGCUUUACACAAGAGGGCCCCCAUUCGAACAUGAAGAACCGCGACCCUGGCUCCCCCACUCAGGUGAGUGCCGAGCAGCUAAGCAAGAACAAGAAUCCCAACAUCACGUGGCUCUGCGAGGAGGAACCCUUCAGCGACAUAACCACCCCGUCGUACAAAAAGCCUCUCUAUGGCAUCUCCCACAAGAUUACGGAGAAGAAGAACCCCCCGGGCACAGAGCAGUUUGCUUCCUACGAUUUGUUUGACAAGAUCAACCCCAGCAGCCCCUCGCACCUUCGGACGCUGAGCGAGCAGCGCAAACGGGACUCCGCCGCCGCCAUAGCUGUAACAGCCGCUAACGCGGAUUCGGACCCAAAUAUAUAUUCUUUGAUCCAGAAAAUGUUCUACACGCUCAACACCCUCAACUCCAACAUGACCCAGCUCCACAGCAAGGUAGACCUCUUGUCCCUGGAGGUGAGCCGGAUUAAGAAGCAGGUCAGCCCGGCAGAGCCGGUGGCCGAGUUCAAGCCUCCCCCCGAGUACCAGCUGACUUCUGCGGAGCUCAAGCAGAUCAUGGACCAGAGCACGUCCGGGGGAGACCUGGCCUGCCGCCUCCUGGUGCAGCUCUUCCCCGAGCUCUUCAGCGACGACGAGUUCAACAGGAACUGCAGCGCGUGCGGCUUCCUCAGCAAGCGCAAGCUCGAGUCCCUGCACCUGCAGCUCAUCCGCAACUACGUGGAGGUUUGCUACCCUUCGGUGAAGAACACGGCUGUGUGGCAGGUGGAGUGUUUGCCUCAAGUCAAUGAUUUUUUCAAUAGAUUCUGGGCCCAAAGGGAAAUGGAGAACAGUCAGCAGAGUGUGCAAUCGUCUAGUUUUUAUGAGACCGAACAAGUAGACUCUUCGCAUUUCAUCGAGGACAAGGAGCAGGAGGAAGCUCUGUCCUUGGACAGGAGUGGUGUGAUUGCCUCGGAUUAUGUUUUGGACGCUCAGGAUCUCAACGAAUUUUUAGAUGAAGCCUCCUCCCCCGGGGAGUUUUCUGUUUUUUUGUUGCACAGGUUGUUUCCAGAGCUCUUUGACCACAGAAAAUUAGCUGAAAGGUACAGCUGCUAUGGAGACUCUGGGAAGCAACUGCUGGAUCCUCAUCGGCUUCAGAUAAUCCGCAGGUACACUGAAAUUUACUUCCCAGAUGUGCAGGAAGAAGAGGCCUGGCUGCAGCAAUGUGUCCAGCGAAUAAACGAUGAGCUUGAAAAUAUGUAUAUGGAUGGAAGCGAAUGUGAUCAGAUGCGGGAUGACUGUUACGAUUCCUCUAGUUUACCAGACGAUGUUUCAAUCAUAAAAGUGGAAGACAGUUUUGAAUAUGAAAAACCCGGCAGGCGCUCAAAAAAAAUCUGGCUUGUACCCAUAGACUUUGACAAACUCGACUUUCCCCCUCCAGACUUUGAUGUUCCUGUCCCCGAUUACCUGCUGAACAAAGAGCAAAUUAAAAAUAUAUAUGAGAGCAGCCUUUCCAUAGGCAACUUUGCCUCUCGAUUGCUUGUCCUCUUGUUCCCUGAACUGUUUACGCACGAAAACCUACGGAAGCAAUACAACUGCAGCGGGUCCUUAGGCAAGAAGCAGCUCGAUCCCACCAGGAUUAAAUUAAUUCGGCAUUACGUGCAGAUCCUGUACCCGCGGGCCAAGAACGACCGCGUGUGGACGCUGGAGUUUGUGGGGAAGCUGGACGAGCGCUGCCGGCGGCGCGACACGGAGCAGAGGCGCACGUACCAGCAGCAGCGCAAGGUCCACGUGCCGGCGCCCGAGCGCAGGGAGUUCCUCAGCUACGCACUGAGCGCCGAGAGGUUCAGAGAGGAGUUCGAGGGGCCGCCCCUGCCGCCCGAACGGAGCAGCAAGGACUUUUGCAAGAUCCCGCUGGAUGAACUCGUCGUUCCGAAUCCAGACUUCCCGGUGCCUUCUCUGUAUUUGCUGUCGGAUAAGGAGGUGAGAGAGAUCGUGCAGCAGAGCCUCUCGGUCGGAAACUUCGCCGCCAGGCUCCUCGUAAGACUCUUUCCGGAGCUCUUUACCCCGGAGAACCUCAGACUGCAGUAUAACCAUUCAGGUGCCUGUAACAAAAAGCAGCUCGAUCCCAUCAGGCUGCGGCUGAUCCGCCACUACGUGGAAGCCGUCUAUCCCGUGGAGAAGAUGGAGGAGGUGUGGCAUUACGAAUGUAUCCCGAGCAUCGACGAGAGGUGCCGGCGCCCCAACAGGAAAAAGUGCGAUAUCCUCAAGAAGGCAAAGAAAGCGAAAAAGUGACGGGCUCCUUAAAUUCCCGAGACUGCGACCACUAAGUUAUUGUGAGGAUUGCGCGUUGUUUCGGCUGAGGGGCCUGCCGGGAGCCGAGGACACGCGGCGCCCGGGGCGGUGACGCACCCGGAUGGCUUCGUGCCGACCGUGUGCGCUGCAUCCGCACGGGCGCUGCAGCGAUGGGAAGGGGCUCCCUGCGCUUGUACAUGGGCAGAGGUCCUGCAAGUCACCGGGGAUGUAGCUGUUGAUGACUCAUUAAGAACAUGAAGUUCACUGGGGCGAGUACAUGUAUUAAUCCUGUAUUAGUCCACUCCCCAUUUCCGCAUCUUCCUUUUUUUAUCACUUUCUAAUUUUGUUUUUCUUUUUUCCUUUUUUAAAUACAUCGUGCUCUUCAGGGGCAGUUUUUCAUUAUACCCUUAGAGACAGGCAUUUUAGUUAAGUGCGAGUUUGAGGUUUAAGCUCCAUCUAAAUUUACACAUUUCAUAGGUCGUGAAAGUGCCAUGUUCCCUGAAAAUCAUUGGAAUACCAGACUUGGCUUCUACAGUCAUUGCAGCUCCGCGCUACUUUUGUUCGCGCCGCUACCGAGAUGCUGACAAUAGCGCUGCCGUGUCCAAAAUGGGUCAGAGUGGUGUCUUUUCCAUUUUUAGCUGUUACCCGCGUUUUAUUUCGUAGCUGAGCACUGGACUGUGCGAGCCGCGGCUCGCGCAGCGGCUCCCGACCGAGCGCUUUGCGCCGGGCCCGCCAAACCCUGCCGAGCAGCAGGGACCACAGAGGAAAACAGAAGGAAUUGAAGGCCCUGCUGGCCAUCCAAAUCAUGAUUCCAGGGGUUCCCAGGGUUAGCAGCCCAGCGGAGGGGCAAGAAGGACACACGACGGUUGUUUUUAUGCGACGGAGCAGGUUGUCUCCCCUGGGAGCUGUGGUGAUGUGGCUGCAUUCUCAGGCGCUGGGAUGUGUCAGCUGCCUCCCUUAUCCCAACUGACCUAGGGCAGUUAGGAAGUGUGUGGCAGAGCUGCAAACCUUGGGUGCAGGUGAUCAGGUUUGCACCGUUCAUAUCUUUGCCUGCAGCCAAGAUCACCAGGAACCCGGUGUGACUUUGCUCUGUGAUUCAUUCACUGCAGAGUGCUCCUUAAAAAUGACUUGUCCUUCCCUGCUAUUGAGUAUGGUGAGAUAGAGUCACUUUUAGGUCAGUGAAGUCAGCGCUCGCUUAACACUGUCUCUGGAGAGCCUUGGGGCAGUGUGGGCUUCUCUGUGGUCCCUUUUUGUUGUUUACGUAGAUGGGUCAGAGUAUCAAAUUUUAAGUCAGCUCCAGUGUAAUUUUCUAUUUUAGCGUUUGUAAGAACGUACAAAAUACUUGAUAUUUUUACGUCAGAUUUUUAGAGUUUAUUCUUAGAAUCAUAUUGGUCCCUUCUAUUAAAAAGCAAAAAAAACCCAUUUUUUUUCCUACUGACAAGAAUUAGCGAAAAUGUAUUAUGUUGAACCAGGAGUAAAUCAUAAUAGGUAGUAGCGUUUGCUCAUUUUCCCUGUAUUCUAGCAACAUUCUCAAAGAAUGUAUUGAAGGAGGUCAUGAAUGUACUAAAUAAUAAGCUGAUACUGUUUAAAUCCACUUAAAUGUUUCCUGUAGGCUUAAAUAAUAGCAGACCAUGCACAAAACGAAUAUCGGAGCAAAAAUGGCUAUAAUAAAAUGCGAACAUAUUACCAAAGAUAAAGAACCAAACCACGUCUACAUCUUAUCUUUCAUUUUAGUGCAUAAAUUUAGCAACUUGAAUGUAUCUGAAACAUAGACUGUUGGUAAUUGUACGCUACCUAGCACCUCUGUGAUCUUGUUUUUACAUGCACUUUUAUCGGAGCUAUAAACUGACAGAAAAAUAUUAACAGCCUCUUAAUUGGGUGUUGCGAGUGGCUGACCAGAAGGUAAGAAUCGCGAAGUGCAGCUUUCCUCUAUAAUCCACUCUUACUUAUCUUAGUGUCCAAUGUGCUUUACAGCUAAGUGAUGCUCAAGCGCCCUGAGGAGUGCAGUGUGUAU
Molecule: messenger RNA, 4538 nt
Organism: Nothoprocta perdicaria
Lineage: Eukaryota; Metazoa; Chordata; Aves; Tinamiformes; Tinamidae
Gene: BEND3
Product: BEN domain containing 3
Exons: 3
Coding region: 14-2524 (836 amino acids)
Biological process (GO): rDNA heterochromatin formation
Cellular component (GO): heterochromatin
Molecular function (GO): DNA binding
Source: RefSeq, a predicted model, not a curated record